AUGACGGCUGAUGAUGACUCUGUUCCAGCGCAUCUGGACCCAGCUACCUAUCCGCGCACUCGCCAGGAUGCGCAACAAAACAUCCACCUAACAUUGACCUAUGCUGCACUCGAUCCAAACACCUACCUCGCGCAAACCUCCUCACCCACCGCCGGAGCCAACAUUCUAUUCCUUGGUACAACACGAGAUACCUUUGAAGGCCGGUCUGUCUCACAGCUGAGCUAUACUGCAUAUCCACCCCUCGUGUUCAAGACCCUUACGGCGAUCGCUGAAGCCGCCAUCCAGACCCACCAACUCAAGGGUGUGAGCAUUGCGCAUCGGUUGGGGGUUGUUCCUAUCGGUGAAGCCUCUAUUGCCAUUGCAGUAAGCUCGGGGCAUCGUGCUGCGGCCUGGCGGGCGGGCGAGGAGAUUUUGGAGGCCUGUAAGGAAAAAGCGGAGAUCUGGAAGAGGGAGGAGUUCGUCGACGGUGGGAUGGAGUGGAGGGCCAACGCCGAUCGCGAUGCGGAAGGAAAUUUGGUUCGACAAUAA
Molecule: messenger RNA, 528 nt
Organism: Penicillium macrosclerotiorum
Lineage: Eukaryota; Fungi; Ascomycota; Eurotiomycetes; Eurotiales; Aspergillaceae
Product: molybdopterin synthase catalytic subunit
Exons: 1
Coding region: 1-528 (175 amino acids)
Biological process (GO): Mo-molybdopterin cofactor biosynthetic process
Cellular component (GO): cytosol
Molecular function (GO): molybdopterin synthase activity
Source: RefSeq, a predicted model, not a curated record